Oncorhynchus keta (chum salmon) is the source of this 2688-nucleotide messenger RNA. Its product is annotated as adenosine receptor A1-like. The transcript has 5 exons. Lineage: Eukaryota; Metazoa; Chordata; Actinopteri; Salmoniformes; Salmonidae. Gene Ontology annotation, cellular component: synapse; dendrite; membrane. Gene Ontology annotation, biological process: G protein-coupled adenosine receptor signaling pathway. The record is from RefSeq and is a predicted model, not a curated record. Gene Ontology annotation, molecular function: G protein-coupled adenosine receptor activity. The coding region runs from base 1543 to 2670 and encodes 375 amino acids.
GCCUAUGCUGCUUGGUCAUUGCUCAUCCAUAUAUUUAUAUGCAUAUUUUGUUAUUCCAUUCCUUUACUUAGAUUUGUGUGUAUUAGGUAGUUGUUGUGGAAUUGUUAGAUAUUACUGCACUGUCGGAAAUUUAAGCACAAGCAUUUCGCUACACUCGCAAUAACAUCUGCUAACCACGUAAUUUGAUUGAUGUUAGUUGGACUGCAGUCUACUGCAUAACAUCCUCUUUUAUUUUUUUUAUCUCGUCCAUUGUCUCCUAUUCGAAGUCUCCUUUCAGAGGGAUUUGAUUUGAUUUGAACCACUCACACCCUUGUCACAACAGAGUAAUCAACGAGCGAUGCCUGAGACACCCGUUGAUUGUGAGUAACGUUUUCACAAUCGAAUUGACACCGGGGCAGUACGAGGUGGGGGGAGAAUAAUUAAAUCCCAAAUAAAUAGUCUAGGAUAUCCUCGGAGAAAACCUACGAGAUAAAUCAAAGAGUGAGUUCAAUCGCCAUUCGCCCGUUGGCACAAAGAGAGACACAUCUAUGGGACGGCCACGGCAGCACAGUACAACCGUUUUCUCCUUCAUUUCUCUAUACAUUGGAAGAAACAAGAGGGACGCAACUUGCAAUGGCAGAGUUGGAAUUAUGGCAAUGACCAAUAGUUUGAAAUCAGAGAAUAGCCUAAUGAAACCGGAAAGUGAGUUCAGAGAAUAGAUUAAUGAAACAGAGAAGGUUCAAAUCAGAGAAUAGCAUAAUGACACGGAGAAGGAGAAAUCAGAGCGUGUGGGACCAAAACAAAGAAUAUAUUAUAUUUUAGGUCACGCAUUGCUUUGACUCUCAAAGCACAACGGGAAAGAGCACCGCGCACGGGCACGGGCACCGGGAUUGCAGUUGAGCAUUUGAUUUGAGCUGCCGCCUUGCACAGCAUGGAGAGAAAGGAACCUCUGCCCACUGGGCACAGACGUCAAUUCAAUAUCUAUUCCAAGUUGGUUCAAAGUAAUUUCAUUGCGUGGUAACAACGUUGAUUCAACCAGUGUGUGCUCAGUGUUCGUACUUCGUCCACUAAAUACUUUCCAGGGCGAUUUUUCUUCUUCUUGAAGUGGAAGAUGAUGAAGUGACUACCUGGGGGUAAAUAAUCAACAAUACUCGGCGGCAAGGUCCCUUCCCCAAGCGCAGGUGGAUCCAGCUAAGCGGUGGAACAGGGUUUUUGGACGAGGACAGGAGCAACAACGCACCACAAUAACCUCUGAACUACCAGUCUGCUACACCGUCAAAAGAAUAGGCCUAGCCAUUCAUUCUUAGAUCUGCUUCUUGGUUCCAUAUGAUGCUAAAUCGCAUCACAAACUGGAUGUGUAUCAGAACUUCAGUAUGGUGAAAAUUGAAUAAUCCAAGUGAUGUGGCCACUGUAAAACGGACAUUGAAUGGGCGCGCAACGCACAAAUCAAUUUGCACUAUAGGAGUGUAACCCUACUCAAAUGAUUAUUUUGUUGGCUUUCCAGGCUUGCUUUUGUUGGAAUAAUACCUAGUCUUCUCAUUUGGGCUAUAAUAGGUUGUAAGGAUGUCUGAAGCACUCGCCCCAGCCCAGGCGCUCUACAUCGGCAUGGAGGUGGUGAUUGCCGUCUUCUCCGUCCUGGGUAAUGUGAUGGUGGUCUGGGCGGUGAAAAUUAACAAGUCGUUGAGAGACACAACAUUCUGCUUCAUCGUUUCUCUUGCCCUGGCGGAUAUCGCAGUGGGAGCCCUCGUCAUCCCCUUGGCGAUAACUAUCAGCAUCGGACUCCAAACUCACUUCUACAGCUGCCUAAUGGUCGCGUGCACGGUGCUGGUACUGACGCAAAGUUCCAUCCUGGCCCUCCUGGCCAUUGCGAUUGACCGCUAUCUCAGGGUCAAGAUUCCAACCAGCUAUAAGCGUGUGGUGACAAAGCAGCGAGCGGCCGUGGCGGUGGUGGUGUGUUGGACUGUGGCCUUCAUCGUGGGCUUGACCCCCAUGCUGGGCUGGAACAACCUCUGGAGGCUGCAGCAGAACGGUUCCCUGAACGAGGAUCUCAUCAUCACCUGUCAGUUUGAGAACGUAAUCAGCAUGGACUAUAUGGUCUACUUCAACUUCUUCGGCUGGGUGCUGCCUCCUUUACUCCUCAUGCUGGUCAUUUACACAGAGAUCUUCUACAUGAUCCACAAGCAACUCAACAAGAAGGCUUGCACCACCAACCACACCGAUCCCAACAAGUACUACAACAAGGAACUCAAACUGGCCAAGUCCCUGGCCCUGGUCCUCUUCCUGUUCGCCAUCAGCUGGCUUCCCCUCCACAUCAUCAACUGCAUCACGUUGUUCUGUCCGACCUGCGACAAACCCCGGUUCCUGAUCUACAUCGCUAUAUUACUCACGCACGGCAACUCAGCCGUCAACCCCAUCGUCUACGCCUUCCGCAUCAAGAAGUUCCGAGACGCUUUCCUGAAGAUCUGGAAGCAGUACUUCUGUUGUAAGGACGUACCCGCCAUCUUGAACCAGCCUAGUGAGAAGGACAGGAAAGAGAACCAGAAUGGCAACGGAAACGGGAAUCCUAAUCCGAACAGAGACUCACAGCCAGCUCUAUCGCCACCACAACAAGGGCAGCAGCCUUCGCUAGAGCAGAUGCAGGAGGUCAAGCCCCAACGGCCACAGUCUCACAAUGAUGACCCAACACAGUAGAAACCCCCAAUGGAGCUC